Laccaria bicolor S238N-H82 is the source of this 1593-nucleotide messenger RNA. RefSeq lists its product as uncharacterized. Gene Ontology annotation, cellular component: transcription factor TFIIIC complex. The transcript has 11 exons. The record is from RefSeq and is a predicted model, not a curated record. Gene Ontology annotation, biological process: transcription initiation at RNA polymerase III promoter. NCBI's taxonomy places the organism in Eukaryota, Fungi, Basidiomycota, Agaricomycetes, Agaricales, Hydnangiaceae. The coding region runs from base 1 to 1593 and encodes 530 amino acids.
AUGUCCGACUCUGCUGCACCAGAGCGUCCCCUUCCUCAGCUCCCCUUUUAUUCAGUCGAAUAUCCUGGUUAUGUGCGCCCAACGUCUAUACCCAUUGCCAUCGAGUCAUUAGGAGGCCAAUCCAAGCUCGACAAUGCGUUCAAACGCAAGACUGAGGCUCUUCUCGAGCUCCAUCUACGUCCCGGCAACCCAUUUGCGCAUCCCAUUCCGGGAGAUAUUGUCGCCACGAAUAACAUCCUUCUCAAAGUUACAAAGAGAAAGCGGAAAAGGCGUCACGACGCUCCAGAGGAUGGUGCCAUUGGUGAAUAUAAAGUGGAUGCCGUUGGCGUAAUAUCAAAAACUGUGCGCUUCAGAAGCAUGGUCGAUUAUCAGUUUCUACCGGACAUGAAUGAUCCCCUUGCAAAGUUGCGCCUUGCGAUGGACAGUAUGGAUGUUGAGACCAUUCACGCGUACAAAAUUCCCGAUCUACUCUCUGACAAAGAGCCGUCCACCACACAAUUCGUUCAGCCUGCCGUAGACGCCAACCUAGAUCCCCAGCUUUUAGCCCUUUCUCCAGAAUCACAACAAAACACCGUCACGCGCAGCAACCUACGCCUAUUCCCACCUCCACUGUUCAGCAGGCAGACUAUUCCCCAAGGAUACAACUUCAAAGGAAAUCCUGCGUCCAUGGUAUCCAUUUCGGUGGACGAGCAGACGGGAGAAGAGAAGAAACGGCUUAUCAAUAAAAUGCGCUGGAAGGGAUAUGGUCCUGCUGCUAUUAUGUUCUCGGAUCCCCACGUUCCUUUGAAACCACCAGACGCUGUUGAAAAGGGAAGGGACCAAAUUAGUGAAGUAAUCCUUGCGAAACUACAAGCUGUCUUCGUCGAUCGUCCAAUAUGGACGCGCAUGUCCCUCUUUAACCAAUUUGCACCUCUGGAGACUCGCGAAAUUUUGAAUUCAAAGCUGCUGCUCCCUCUUGUUUGCUAUGUAUUUCAAGAUGGACCUUGGCGCGAUACUCUUGUUAGGUUCGGAUACGACCCUCGCAGUGAUCCUAGUGCUCGAUUCUACCAGCGUCUAUAUUUCCGAAACGCGAACCAUCCUAUUGCGCGUCCAUCAGUGAUCACUCGAAGGCAGGAUAGAUCACAGGGCAACGAGCAUCUACGCGGGCUGGACACGUCGGGUGGAGAAGCGGACAAAAAGAACUCUCACAUAUUCGACGGCAAAACGGUUACGAAAGAGACGGCAGCGUUCCAGCUUUGCGAUAUUGUUGACCCAAUGUUGCAGGAGAUGAUCCAAGACCCGGAGGGCCUACGUGAAACUUGCGAUGAACGCGACGGGUGGUACACAACUCAUUCGUUUGAGCGAAUUAAGACUGUCCUCCGGCACAAGUUUUUCUCCGUUCUUGAAGGUCAUCCAGCGACGGAUGAGGAAUGUAGGGCCCUGUUGUCAGCUAAUGAGGGAUCAGCAAAGGCGACGAGCUCCAGCCGGAGUCAGAAGUUGCGAGCUGGAAAACAUAAUAUGGCGAAAGGUGCACUACGACCUGAGGAUGCUGCGGCGAUGCGUUUGAGGGCCACCUUGGAUCGGAAUGCCAAAUCUUUCCAGCCCCAGAGGUAG